Sporisorium graminicola is the source of this 837-nucleotide messenger RNA. RefSeq lists its product as uncharacterized. The transcript has a single exon. Bases 1 to 837 code for a protein of 278 amino acids. Gene Ontology annotation, cellular component: Ndc80 complex. Gene Ontology annotation, biological process: chromosome segregation. The record is from RefSeq and is a predicted model, not a curated record. Lineage: Eukaryota; Fungi; Basidiomycota; Ustilaginomycetes; Ustilaginales; Ustilaginaceae.
AUGGCAGCUGCACCACAUCCCUCGGUCCUUGCCACGCCGCGAAGACCUUUUGGCACAGCGACACACUCCAACGCUGAAAUGCGCAAGGUUUACGCCGACCUCGACAACAACGCCGUGUUCGACUUUUCCAGCAUCGUCUCGGCGGUCAAGACCUUUUCCACACGCUUCCGUGCCUACACGGAGAACGCCAUCUCCAACAUCCACGAUGACAAGGCUGAGUUUGAUGCCAACCGAAUGGAGCACCGUAAUCAGCUCAGGACGCUAGACCGCGAGAUUGAGGAUGCCAAGGCGAGCCAGGGAGAGCUGUGGGAUACCAUCGCACACGAGCGCGAGCAGGACGCCAACCUUCGUGCUAGACAGCAGACCCUCCAAGCACAAAAGGCCUCCGUGACACAGAGGUGCAACGAACUCCAAGCCGAGAUCACAGAAUUGAAACAAAACCUCGAAAACAAGAAGCAGGCCAAAGAGGCACAGAGGGAAAAGCUCAAGGAGCAGAUCGACAAGAACGGACCCGAGCUACGUCUGCUCGAAGCGAAAACUGGCUGCUCGGUCGUACCUACCAAAGUGGGCGAUCAGCUCAAGUUCACCUUCAACCUCAUGAACGCCGACGACUGGUCCAAAGAGUGCCAUUUCACCAUCGAUGUCAGCAGCAGCAAAUACAAGCUCACCUCGGUAUCACCCAAGCUCGAGGUCAGCCUGCAAGAGUCUUUGUUGCAAGAACUCAACUCUACACGCAAGUUCUACUCCUUUGUCAAGAAGAUGCGCGCUGCUCUGCGUGCUCAGGCUGAGAAGGUCCGUCUCGAAGCACGCGAUGCUGCUCGUCGAGGAGGUCGCUGA